UGUGCGCAGCGCCAGCAGACCGCUCUGGUAGGGGUACGGAGGUAACGUCAAGGAUUUUGCGCUCACUAACAAUGUGAGAAACUAAACACUUUUGUAAACAAAUCCCAGCUGGACUUCAGUGGAUUUUUCACUUCGCUUCGUUGUUACCGUUUCUGUUUUGGACAAAGUGAAUCGUCAGACAGAUCAUGGCAAAGGUUUUCAGUGAGCGCCUCUCCUUGAAGCGCAGAAUACGCACGGCCGUUUUGGCACUCCUGCUUUGCGCGCAGGCCGGGUUUGGCUUCUCUGUCGCCGGACAGCAGGAGAGCACCUGCGAGGCCAACGGCAGCAUAUACUACGUCGGGGAAUGGUAUUUUCUGGACUCUGAUCACUGCACCCAGUGUGAGUGCACUGCUGAGGGCUCUGCAUGUGCCCGCACCGAGUGCACCUCUCUCCCGGCUGCAUGCAUCCAUGUCAGCCACUACCCCACCGACUGCUGCCCCAGGUGCGAGAAGAUCGGGUGUGAGUACCGCGGAGUGGUGUACGAGCUGGGGCAGAACUUUCAGCCAUCCGAAUGUGAGCAGUGCACUUGUGACAGUGAUGGCAUCGCCCGCUGUCUAGUUGCAGAUUGUGCCCCUCCACCAUGUGUCAACCCUGUCUACGAGCCAGGAAAAUGCUGCCCUGAAUGCAAGGAGGGUCCUAACUGCUACGUUGACGCCUCCCGCAGUCAGGUGAUUCCCGCAGGAGAGCCCGUCUGGGUCGACUCCUGCACCAAGUGUCGCUGUCACGUUGGCCAGGAUGCCGGCUACUGGGAGGGGAACCGCCUCGCUACCUGUUCCCGCCUGAAAAACUGUACACCUGAACAACCGUCCACCCAGCAAAACUAACUCACUCCGCAGAAGAGCACCUUCCAUGUCUUCUAUGAGAACAUGCUGAACCCUUCUCUGCAGCUGAAAACGUCAGUCUAAAUGCCAGACUUCACGCAUCAUCUGCAACUACAAACAUUUUCGGGAACAGCACCUUAAGACUUUAAGCUCAGCUGCCAAUCUACAAGGAUAAUCCAUCCAACAUUUUUUUUUAACACUGAUAAGGCCCACUGGAUUUGUCACUUUGGUGGACAAUGCUGUACCAUCAUCUUGCUUUUCUGAUCUGCAUUUCACAAACAGGGCUGAAAUUCAAGGCUGGAAAUCAAAUCCCCAGGUUCACUGCAUGUCAGUGGGUUCUGGAAAUUUGAUUUAUUGCAAAUUUGCAAAACUAAACUGCAAUAUCAACAAAGGCAGCUUCAGUAUUCUAAUCUAAAGUCAUGUUCCUAUUGUGUUGUUGUUAUUUUACCUCAUUUUGUUCUCCCAUGGUGCAUAUUCCUAAAUAAGUUUGCAUUUAAUUAGUUAAUUUAAUUACCACAAACUAACUGACAAGCAGAAACCUCAGGGCCAGCAUCGAAGUAUUGGUUGGUACAUUCAUGGAGGGUGGUUGGUGGAGGAUCAAUAGGGGCCCAACAGCAAACUGUUUCACCCCAUGGCCCCCUAACAAGUUCAUCCUGCCAUGACAAAGUUAUGUAAAGGAGAGCAUAUAAAACUUCAUCUUGCUAGCUAAGAAGAUGAAUUGCAGUUCUUGAAAACCAAUGUGAACAGUGACAUUAGAUGCAGGAAAACAGGACUAAAGCUGCAGUAUCUUCAUUUAAAAAAAAAAAAUGGUGCAGAGUUGUAAAAAAAAGACGUUCGAUUUACUGAGAUCUCAAAUACCAACAACCCAUAUGCCUAACAAUUCUACUUCUACAGAAAAAUCCAUAAUUAAACAAAUCUGAUGGAAACUAGAAAUAAAACUUUAUUGUUGAAAGGCGACCGUAUUCCAGAUAUUUGCCUUUUUAUAUUUUAUCUGCCUGUAGAUAGUUAAAUGGAAAAGGCUGGCUGCAGUAGAUCGAUAUGUUUAUAGAUUUUAGAGAGUAGUGGGCUUUUACUCAGCUUAAAAACCCAGAAUAUGUGUUUUUUUUUUUAAAUUUCCAGACACCUGCUUCGGUGAAACAACUAGCCAUAUAACAAAGCCAAUGAGAUUAUUGGAUGAUAAGGAAUUGUAAUUGACCUGUCACGGGUUGAUGCAGCACCAAAAUUUAUGCACAGCUGUGAUGCAAUUUAGACUAGGAAAUGGCUUAGCAAAGCAAUAAACCAUUUGUAACUGUUCUAUAGAUUUUACAGUUCAAUUUCUAUGCUAAUUGAAAUAUAAUGAAUGAGACUAUUGCCUAACAUAUGACUGUACAGUAGUUGUAGAUAUGGGCAAUAUUUAUAAAACAGGGUUUCAUUUAAUGGACGGCUAUUUGUGCAUGUACACUGUAGAGCAGGAAAAACAAUAUGUAAUUUACUGCUUUAUUAAUUUUGCACAAGAAGAUAAGUGUAGCUUUUCAUAGAAAUAUGCUUCCCUGUUAUUUCCAUUGUCAAAGUGUAAAGUUACCAUUUACUGUGUUUGGAAUCAAAGUGUAUGAUGAAAUGUAGCAUGAAGAAUACUUUCAUUUCAUAUUUGUUUAUAUGCAGCAGAUCAUUCUACAAUAAUUUGUCAUAAUCUAUCACUUUAAUCAUGAGGGACCUUUGAAUGAAUACCAAAAAUAAUCUUGUUAUAUGUUUAUGUGCAGUGUUGGAGCCAUUUUGGCAUUUACUUUACAUUUAAGAAACCCAAGCUGCUUCUUCAUGACGUAUACAACUGGUUUCACAGGCUUAGAUCGGCCUGAAAAGCAGAUCUAAGGCUUUUUUUUUCACACAAGGUUUGGGAAUAAGUGUAAGCUUUUAGGGUUAUGAACACCUUUUAAAUCAUAUUUUGUCGGAAGACUUCAUGAACGAAGACACUGAGUCCAAACAGUGUAAGAAUGGGAGUGGGCAAGAUCUGAGAGCUGUUCCUCCAUAGCUAUCAUGUUAAUUCAUUAAUUAUCAGAGAGAACCAUGGUUAAAGGAACAGUUUGACAUCUUGGAAAAUAUGCUUAUCUGCUUUCUUGCCGAGGGUUAGACGAGAAGAUCAACACCACUUAGCUUUAUGCUAAGCUAAAGGGCUCUAGUUACAUAUCAUCUAACUGUCAGUUAGUGAAGAAGUUUAUUUCUCAUGAUGUCGGAACUUUUCCUUCUUCCUUUGCAGUUUCAAUUUACUGCCUGAAACCAAAGGGAACUGAUAUGAAUCACACCCCCAAAUCAUGUAGUGUGUCAUGCUGGUAAUGUACUUGCUCCCAAAAACAUCUUGUAAAACGUUACAAAUUAAAAC
This is a messenger RNA of Xiphias gladius (swordfish), 3216 nucleotides long. RefSeq lists its product as uncharacterized. Gene Ontology annotation, molecular function: protein binding. Bases 186 to 863 code for a protein of 225 amino acids. Gene Ontology annotation, biological process: negative regulation of BMP signaling pathway. The transcript has 3 exons. Gene Ontology annotation, cellular component: AMPA glutamate receptor complex. The record is from RefSeq and is a predicted model, not a curated record. Lineage: Eukaryota; Metazoa; Chordata; Actinopteri; Istiophoriformes; Xiphiidae.